This is a messenger RNA of Alternaria novae-zelandiae, 2598 nucleotides long. RefSeq lists its product as uncharacterized. Gene Ontology annotation, cellular component: membrane; COG complex; cis-Golgi network. The transcript has 3 exons. The record is from RefSeq and is a predicted model, not a curated record. NCBI's taxonomy places the organism in Eukaryota, Fungi, Ascomycota, Dothideomycetes, Pleosporales, Pleosporaceae. Gene Ontology annotation, biological process: Golgi organization; autophagy; intra-Golgi vesicle-mediated transport. The coding region runs from base 1 to 2598 and encodes 865 amino acids.
AUGUACGAAGCAGACUCGUGGUACACUGCCUUUGUGCCGCGCACCGCCAAGCCCCAGGAGAAGGGCAAGCACCGCCGCAGAGAGAGCCUGCUUAAACAGGAGAACGAGAGUCAGGCUGACUUCGAGCGCGCAGAGGCCAUCGCGGAAACAGCAGAAGAAGAUCGACCCGGCAAGCUCAAUGGCCCUCCACCGGCCACCGUGGCCAGACGCGCCAAGUCGUACAGCGACUUCUACACCGUCGUGCGCGCACAUCUGAAGAAGGAAAGGGCCCUCGAGAAGAAGAAGUCACGUGAAGACAUCAGCACCGAGCUGGAGUUUGCCGACUGGUACGGCGGUGUCAGCGAUGAGCUACUCGAGGCCAGCCACGAGGAGUACAGGCUCUACCAGAACCAACUACACAUAACGCGAAACCACCUCGAGAACAUCAUCUCCGACACAACAUCGACCCUCGAUGUUCUCUCCUCCCUCUCCGAAUCCUUCAAGAUCGUCGAAGCCCAAACAAACGCCUUCCGUACACAAUGCGAAGGCCUCAUCGACGACCAGAAGCGCAUCACCAAGCUCGCAGACGAUAUGGAGCAGAAUCUGCGAUACUACCUCUACCUCGAACCUACCACGAAACGGCUCAAUGCUCCGGGAGCAGGCAAGAUUGUGCGGGGUAAAGAAUUCGUCGAGAUGCUGGCCAACCUGGACAGCUGCCUCGAAUAUAUGCAGGCGCAUUCCAAGCAUCGCGAAGCCGAAACGUACCGAUCCAGAUACCGACUGCUCCUUACCCGUGCUCUCACCCUCAUCCGCGUCCACUUCACCGAAGCGCUUCGAGAAAUCGCAGCCGAUGUGUCGAAGCGGAUAGCGGAUAGACAACUGAACGACACCACCAUGUCUGCGCUGUUGUAUGCCAAAUUCCGCGUCGGCGCGCCGGAGCUGAAGAGUAUAGGCAUCGAGAUACAAAAGCGGGCAGUACUGCCGGCUGGAGCAGCGCCGGGCGGAGAAGCCGAAUACCAAAGUCUGAUGAACGAGCUGUACCAGAGUUACUCAGCCACUCGUGGCCGACUCAUACUCCCCAUCGUUACGAAGAAGAUUGGCGAGAUCGCACAAGCUCCAAGCACAUCGACGGAUCUCGUAGCCUUUGCGCGGAGCAGCAUAAGCUACAUACGUGGCAUAUGUUUCGACGAGUGCGACUUAUGGCGAGAGUGGUUUGAGGGCGACGGCGGAUUGUACGACUUCCUCGAAGCUGUAUGCGAGCCUCUAUACGACUACCUGCGACCGCGCACCAUCCACGAGACACAGAUACUCAAGCUAUGCGAACUCUGCACGCUGAUACAGACACGAUACAUGGAGGAAGAAGAGGAGGAGUCGCCGGUUGAGGCGAACAAGCUGGACUUUUCUGUCAUUGUACAUCCCGCCCUGCAAGAUGCACAAAACAGAUUGGUUUUCCUAUCGCUUGCGAUCCUGCGAGACGACAUUGAGAGAUACAAGCCUAAACCAGAAGAUCUCGAUUAUCCAGCAAAGAACAAGAAGCACGCCACUUCUGGGACAAAGUCGAACCAACCCGUUCUGUCUGGCAAGAAGCAGCCCAAGUCCGAGGUCCCGCCCACCCCUUUGAUGCCAAAGACGCCCACAAUAGUCGAAGACGACGACCCAGAUGCCCGGUGGAACUUCAAUACCGAAGCGGCCUUCAAAGACUGGUACCCUACAUUGCGCAAAGCGAUUUGGUUGCUCAGCAAGAUCUACAGGCUCGUUCAUUCUUCUGUAUUCGAUGAUCUGGCUCAUCACAUCGUCCACAGCACCACGCUUUCUCUCGCGCAAGCUAGCACGCUGCUUGCUAAAUCCGCCUCACCCACCGAUGCCGCCCUCUUCCUCGUCUCGCACCUCCUUCUCCUCAAACAACAAAUCGUAGCUUUCGACAUUGAGUUCGUCACGCCUGAGACUGAAGUCCAGUACAAUUUCGCAAGCCUCACGAAUACUUUCUGGGAGCUGCGUGCUCGGGGCGGCCUCUUCAACCCGCGUAAUCUCGUUGGUCUUUUGAUACCCAAGGUCGUAGAGAACAUGUUGGAUGCCAAAGCUGAAGUGGAUGCACGCCUGCGCCAAGCGAUUAAUGACUUUACUGGUCAAUUCGUCGCCAGAAUGACGGCACCGAUCGAUACCAAGGGCAACAAAAAGGUGCCUGUGAGUGAAGCUCCUGCGCGCACGAGCAAGAUCCGGCAGAACAUUGAGCAUGAGACGCCGUUCCUGAGAUCGAAGCUGGAAGAAUACAUCACCGACGCUCGUACACGCGAGAUGCUUGUAGCUGCUGUCAUGGAAUCUGUCACCCAAGCAUACGAAGACUGGUACGACUCGUCAUACUCGCCAUCUCUUUCCAACCAAAACGGGGCGAGCAGAAGCACGAAGGGUAAGGGAAGGGAAGAUGGAGUCUGGGAUCCGGACGUGUUUAGUGAGUGGUGCGUCAACACGUUCAAAGUCGGCACGCUAGGACUGGGCAGCAUGGAUGAUGAACAAGAUGAUUAUCAAGAUGAUGAUAGCGAUGCAGACAGUAUGGGUGCCACCAGCGGGAGAUCAGGCACAGAAAGGACAGGAAACACGGGUCUGAGGAUCAAGAUGUGA